UGUGUCGUGCUUGAUGUCUGCUGUAGUUACUAUCAUCAUCGCUGUCAUCGUUGCCGUCGUCGCCGUUGCCUUCGUCUGCGACGCUUCGCUCGGGACUUGGCUUGUGACCACACACGACAGUCUGCACGCACCAAGCUGCUGCCUCAAGGCCAUCGCGCACAUGUUUCCGGUAUCCUGCUAUGCAGUUCUCAUUCCUUCCUGUUAUUGAUAUGUCAUGUCCUUCUUGAAAUGAGUGAGCCCAUUUAAUUGAAUCAGCAAUUCAUGAGAGCUGACACUUGAACACCACGGCGGCUUGUAUACAACUAUCAAAGAUACACAGUUUUCUCAUAGCCAACGUCGAGCUGGUCGAGUGUGCUUCAUUCGCAUACCCUCAACAAACCCCCAGCCGACUACAUGGAAACUGUGCUUCCUGACAACCAUAGACUAGCACCCACAGCGAAACAGCACGUGUACUAAUAAGAUACUCUGCAUAGUAUUGAACCACAACAAGUGCGAUGUGU
Molecule: messenger RNA, 500 nt
Organism: Aureobasidium subglaciale EXF-2481
Lineage: Eukaryota; Fungi; Ascomycota; Dothideomycetes; Dothideales; Saccotheciaceae
Exons: 1
Coding region: 14-208 (64 amino acids)
Source: RefSeq, a predicted model, not a curated record